AAGAAAAAAAGAGCCGCAGGGGGGCUUGAGCUUUCUCUCUCUAUAUAUAUAUAAGAUUCCAAAACCGAACAGUGAAGUAGCCAAGUGAAGAACUGUGAGAAACGCACCGCACUGAGCUGACUUCAUCAUCAUGAUCUCCGACAAAUCCACCGAUUCUCCUCCGCCUCCACUGCCGCCUCCUCCUCCGCUUACUCCUCCCAAAUUCAGUAAAAAUCUCUCUGGAGGACAGGGAAGUAAUACUUCGGGAGCCUUAACUCAUAGGAUUAAUCAACUGAAGAAGCAGAUACAAGAUGAAAGAGUUGCUUCAGUCAAAGAAAAGGUUGAGGAUAACCGAAAGAAUAUCGAAACUUACACAUCCAAGCUUAAUGAAUUGGCUACAAUGAGGGAAGAUGUCUCUACUCCAAAGGAAAAUGAUUUUGGUAGGAUGCUUUCAGCCAGAAUUGAAAGUCCUCAGUGUAAAAUCAAGGGGAUUUCUCAAAUAUGCGGAGAAAGAGAUUCUGUCAACAGCGAUGAGGUUGUGUCUCCAACAACAGUGAGGCUCCCGUUUAUGGAAAAGAUACCACCAUACACUACUUGGAUGUUUUUAGACAAGUAUGGUCCUCUUAUCGACUUUAUGCCACUGUAGUUUUUCCGUUUUUGGUUUUUAGUUUGCCUGUUGACUUCCUGCUUUUGCGUACUAUUUUGACUUAGGCAAGUGCUUUGUUUGCAUAGCACUUUUUGAUUAGUCUUAAGCUUAGCGCUAUAGCAUUUGGCUAGCUGAACUUUACAAAAUGGAUUAGCAAAGAUCAUCUUAGGUAAAUUGAAGCAUCAUGCCCUGGCCUGAGAUGCAUGGAUGAUGCUUUUUUUCCCCUUUUCAUCAAAAGCUUAACAAAUUUCUUCCUGAGAAACCGUCUCCUCCUGUGGAUUUGCAUGGAAUUGGAAUAGAGAAUGAUUUGUGAUACAUUGAGUGUGCAUAAUUUGUGAUAUAUUUUGCUAGGAAUUGUGUGAUAAUUAUAAAGCAAUCGCCUAAUGUUUGAUCAUGAAAUAAUUAUGUCUGUUUUCCAAAUUCCCGAUUCAUCUUUCUUCCUCAUUGUGACAAAUGUUUGACUUGCUUUUUUGCCUGAGAUUUUAUCGACUCUUCACAGAAACCAGAGGAUGGCUGAAGACCAGUCAGUAGUAGGGAGGAGAAGGAUAUACUAUGAUCCACAUGGUAGUGAAGCCCUGAUCUGCAGUGACAGUGAGGAAGAAACAGCUGAACCAGAGGAAGAGAAACAUGAAUUUUCUGAAGUGGAGGAUCGAAUUUUACGGAUGACCUUUAUGGAGUAUGGUUUAGAUGAAGAGGUCCUGAAGAUCUUGAUUCAGUUUGUUGGAGGUACUAUUUCCGAAAUUCAGGAUCGUUGUAAAGUUCUCAAUGAACAAAAUCUCAGGGAGAACCCUAACAUCAAAGAUUCUGAGGGAUAUGACCCUGAAUGGAAUGCAUUCUUGGGAAAGCGCCUCACCGCUGCAUUAGAUUCUUUUGAUAACCUUUUUUGCCGACGUUGCUUGGUUUUUGAUUGCCGUUUACAUGGCUGUUCUCAAGUUGUUAUCAAUUCGACUGACAAGCAAUCUUACUCAUCAGACUCCGAAGAUGAAAAGAAACCCUGUGGUGAACAGUGUUACCUUCUGGCAAGGAUGGUUGGAACUCGUCCAGAAGGCUUGGGAGCUAGUUCGUCCGAUGGUUUUGAAGAGAAACCUCCAGCCGAGGACAAGAAGACCCUUAUUGCUCUAAUUCCUGGGGAGGCAGAGAAAAAUCCUGAAAAUACCGGAAAGCGCAAAUUGUUAGAGCCUCUGGACCCAUUGAUUGGAACGGAUUCUAACAACACACCAGGGAUUUGCAGUAAGAAAUCGAAGCCAACAGUACAGACAGUUGUUAGGAUGGCUGUGGGAAGUGCGGUCAAUGUGGCUCAGAGUGUUUCUGCUAUAAGAAAGGACCUGGAAUUUAGUGAAGCUGAAGAAAAUCCUAAAACAAAUGAUGCAGGUAUUGACCGAGGUUGUCUUGGUAAGAGUAGUUCCGGGGAUAGAAUUCAACAAAAUGGAGAUGUUUAUGAGAUGCCUAAGAUCAAGCAGAUGUUGGAUUUCAAGGAAAAUUCUGACUGGAAUCCAAUUGAAAAAGAUCUGCUCAUAAAAGGAAUAGAAAUAUUUGGCAGAAAGAGCUGCCUUAUAGCUCGGAACUUACUUCCUGGUUUGAAAACUUGCAAUGAGGUGUUUAUUUACCUGAAUGACGGUGGGGUAGCUAUGUCCCGUGGAGCAACAGCUUACGCAUGCUCAAGUGCGGAUGACAAUGGGAGAACCAACAUGGAUUGCAUGGAGUCAGAGAUGCCAGCCAGAUCAAGAUUACUCCGUAAAAAGGGUAGGACCAGGAAGCUUAAGUAUUCCUGGAAAUCUACUGGUCAUCCUUCAAUGUGGAGACGAAUUGUCGAUGAAAAGAACCAGCAAUGUAAACAGUACACGCCAUGUGGAUGCCAGGCUAUGUGCGGAAAGCAAUGCCCAUGCCUACAAAAUGGAACAUGUUGUGAAAAAUACUGUGGGUGCUCCAAAAGCUGCAAAAACAGAUUUAGGGGAUGUCAUUGUGCAAAGAGUCAAUGCAGGAGCCGGCAAUGCCCCUGCUUUGCCGCAGGGCGGGAAUGUGACCCUGACGUCUGCCGCAAUUGCUGGGUCAGCUGCGGUGAUGCCAUAUUGGGUGAGCCACCUAGACAAGGAGAAGGUCAAUGUGGAAAUAUGAGGCUCCUCCUAAGGCAGCAGCAAAGGAUUCUCUUGUCAAAGUCUGAUGUUGCUGGAUGGGGAGCCUUUCUUAAGAACACUGUCAACAAGAAUGAUUACCUGGGAGAAUAUACUGGUGAAUUGAUUUCGCAUCGAGAAGCUGAUAAACGUGGGAAGAUCUACGAUCGCGCCAAUUCGUCUUUCCUUUUUGACUUGAAUGAGCAGUAUGUACUGGAUGCUUAUCGGAAAGGAGACAAAUUAAAAUUUGCGAAUCAUUCGGCAAAUCCCAACUGUUAUGCAAAGGUGAUGCUGGUUGCAGGGGACCAUCGAGUUGGCAUUUUUGCAAAUGAGCGCAUUGAAGCUGGGGAAGAACUGUUCUAUGAUUACCGAUAUGGACCCGAUCAAGCACCUGCAUGGGCUAAGAGACCCGAGGGCUCAAAGAGAGAUGAUUCACCAAUGCCUCAAGGUCGAGCGAAAAAACAUCAAUCACAUUGAGGAAGCUUUUUGUCUUUGUGUUGUUCUGUAAACAUGUUUAUAUAUGAACUGUUCAUGUCAUUGCUGCAAUUGAAAUAUGACAUUUUCAUCUUGUUAGCAUUAGAAGUAUUGUAUAUUUAACCUAAAAAAAAAAGGUGUUGUACAGGGAAGAGGUCUUAUAGAUAAGUAUAUUAUUCAACGUUGUAGAGGUUGAUAGGUAAGCAGCCCCGUGUAAAAUGCUUAAGUGUGAUUUGUUAAUUUCUCCUGGUUUGUGUAUAUAGGUACAUUUUUUUUAUAUGUGAUGAACUUUGAUGAUUAUAUCAGCUGCAGAGCUAACAUUUCGUUCUACUGUUUCUGUAUUUCCUUCAAGC
Oldenlandia corymbosa var. corymbosa is the source of this 3563-nucleotide messenger RNA. The record is from the annotation of a GenBank genome assembly. NCBI's taxonomy places the organism in Eukaryota, Viridiplantae, Streptophyta, Magnoliopsida, Gentianales, Rubiaceae.